Molecule: messenger RNA, 1382 nt
Organism: Lingula anatina
Lineage: Eukaryota; Metazoa; Brachiopoda; Lingulata; Lingulida; Lingulidae
Product: transcription factor IIIB 50 kDa subunit
Biological process (GO): transcription preinitiation complex assembly; DNA-templated transcription initiation; transcription by RNA polymerase III
Cellular component (GO): transcription factor TFIIIB complex; nucleus; transcription preinitiation complex
Molecular function (GO): TBP-class protein binding; RNA polymerase III general transcription initiation factor activity; RNA polymerase III type 3 promoter sequence-specific DNA binding
Source: RefSeq, a predicted model, not a curated record
AAAAUGGACAGCAGCGUCAAGUUAGCUGAUUCCAAACCAUAGGACUUCUCGAGACAUAGCUAUCGUAUUGAACCAGUCAUCUAUUACGCAGCCUGUACGUUCUGAAACAGAAAGUCACACAGCUCGUGUGGAGUAAGAUGGACUCGCAGCUCUGUGACAACUGUGGCAAAAACUCGUUGAUAACUGACGAUCACGGAGGCUGUUCUCAGCUGGUUUGUGAAGAUUGUGGUACCGUUAAGGCACAGGGAGGCUUCCAGGCCCCUCCAGAACAGACAGUGUGGUCAAAUAAGUCAGACAUCUUCUGGAAUUCUUCCAAGAAGUUGCAGAAUCUGAUACAACACCAUGGUGAUGGGGAGAGAAGUUCUGAGGGCAAAAAGAUUGGAGAGAAGAGGAUCAAAGAAAUCUCAGCUGCCAUGAACCUCAGCUCUGACAUGAAAGAGAGUGCCCUGGAUAUGUAUAAUAAAUUAAUUCACAGGUCUGGGCCCUUCCGGGGCAUUUUAUUGGCAAAUAAGUUAGUAUUAGCCAGUGCUGCUGUGUAUGUGGUAUGCAGGCAGAGAGGGUGGCCUGUCACGCUCAACUCCACAGCCUCUCUGUGUCAGUGUAGUGUGUUUGACCUUGGCAAGUACUAUAAAGAAAUAUUGAAGGUUUUAAACAUCACACUGGAAGCACAGGAUAUUGUUGAUCUUAUCCCAUCUUGUCUCAGUUCAUGUAACUUUAGUGACACAGAGCUUGAUGAGGUGACAAGAUUAGUGGAGUUGUGUAAGGAGACCUGGAUCAGCAGUGGAAGGAGGUAUAAUUCUGUGAUCACGGCUGCCGCAUACUUGGUCUGGCAGUCUCAUAAUGUUAAAGAGCUCAAGACACCAAUAUGCAGAUUUGUUUCUACCUUUAAAUUGUUGCAGUGGAAAUACAGACUAAAGCACUUUGUUGAGGAGUUGAAGACGGUGUUGUGUGCUCUGGCUGAGGGGGUGCCCUGGCUUAGUGAUGUGAAACCAGAUAAAGUCCACUUACACUUGCCUGAUAUUCUGAAAUACCAGAAAUCUCUACUGGCAACUGCCAUAUCUUUACAGCAGGAGGACCGGGAGGGGGCAGAACUUCUUGAUGGUGACACCGAGCAGUUUGGUUACCAUGGAAAACGUAAAGGAGGGUCUGCUAUUUUUCCAACAGCUUACAAAAAGGCUCGACUUCAUUCUGAGCAAGAUGACUCUUGCUCUCGGGAGAGUAUUUCUGUAUCAAGUCACAGUAAUCUGGAUUGUGAAUUUUUGACAGAGGAAGAUAUCCCAGAGAAUGAACUUAGGGAAUACAUAAAAGACAAAGAUGAAAUUCUGAAGUUGCAAGCGGCUGAUCAUUCAAAUAACAAGUGAUAAGAUCUGACAUCAAAUGAG